This is a messenger RNA of Pleuronectes platessa (European plaice), 1171 nucleotides long. RefSeq lists its product as uncharacterized. The transcript has 2 exons. The record is from RefSeq and is a predicted model, not a curated record. Lineage: Eukaryota; Metazoa; Chordata; Actinopteri; Pleuronectiformes; Pleuronectidae. The coding region runs from base 311 to 1171 and encodes 286 amino acids. Gene Ontology annotation, molecular function: nucleic acid binding.
CAUCGACCAUGUAAUCAAUCAUGGUCUGUCCAUGAGGGAAGCUGGUCUGAGGGUUCAGCCGAACUUGCCAAGAUCAACGGUGGCAUCAAUCGUGAGGGUUUUCACACAAACUAACAGGUACUAUACAGUAUUUACAGCAUUCUGACUGAUGUGUUUGUAACAGUAGUAAUGUGAUGUGAGAAGUCUCCAAAACUCUCCUGACGUAUCAGUGCAUUUGUGUCUGACUCACUAUUGUAGGACCCAACGGUUGCCCCACUCAGGUGGAAGGGGAAGAAAAUUCACUUUGCCACAAGAAAAUGCAAUAGUGCAAAUGGUUAUUGCUAACAAUAGUAUAAGGCUAAGAGAAAUUUGUGCAAACAUCAUCGCAGACAUUGGUGUAUUUGCCAACAUUGAGAAUGUUGGCACCACGACCAUCGCCAGAGUGCUGAAAAAGCACCAAAUUCGAAUGAAGCAGCUUUACACUGUCCCCUUCGAGAGGAACUCUGAGCGGAUAAAGGAACUCCGGUACCAAUACGUCCAGAGAGCCAUGGAACUUGAAGCCAGUGAGAAUGAACAUGCGUUCAUCUUUGUGGAUGAGGCUGGCUUCAACCUGGCAAAAACACGUCGCCGUGGAAGGAACCUGAUUGGGAAAAGGGCCACGAUAGAUGUUCCAGGCCAGAGGGGUGCGAACAUCACCAUGUGCGCAGCAAUUUCGAACGAUGGACUGCAGCUGCAGAAGGCCGGCAUAGGCCCAUACAACACCGAACGCCUAAUUGCCUUCAUAGAUGAGCUUUACGAAAGGCUCACAGCAAGAGAGGUAGACAGGCAGAAUCUACCAACGUAUGUAAUUGUAUGGGACAAUGUGGCCUUUCACCACUCCCGGCAAGUCACAGGGUGGUUUGCGGCGCGUCCUAGGAUGAUGUCACUUUUCCUUCCGCCUUACUCUCCUUUCCUCAACCCCAUCGAGGAAUUAUUUUCGGCGUGGAGAUGGAAGGUCUAUGACCACCGCCCUCAGGACCAGAUGUCCCUAUUAGAGGCAAUGGCUGCUGGGUGUAUGGACAUAGCCCCAGAAGAUAUCCAGGCCUGGAUAAGGCAUUCCAAAAGAUUUUAUCCACGUUGUAUGGCAAGAGAAACCAUACGUUGCGACGUAGAUGAAAAUUUGUGGCCAAAUGCGGAGGAUAGGAGGGAUUAG